AUGCCGCCAGCCUCAGCCUCAGCAAGCUAUACCUACUUCAACGACCCGUUCAUCUCGGCCCUUGAUGCAGCCUCUCCAGUCAACGCCCGUGAUGACCCAAACUACUACUCACGCUAUCCACGCUCGCUCAUAACCACCUCAAACCUCCAUACGUUCAUGAAUGGUACUGGAUCCGCGGUGUACGACUCACUGGCCCCUUUACUGGAAUCAACGAACCACGAACUCAUCCUCGUAACCUGCUUCUGGGCGCGGUCCGCAUCGCUUGAAAGGCUCAAUCAAAUCCUGCGUACACUAUCUGAGAAGGCCAUAACGAGGGGGACAGAGAAGAUCCGCGUGCGGCUGUGCUUUUCAAGUUCAUCGUUGUUUCAAAAAUUAUUCCACAAGCAAUCCGUCACCGGACAACCAUACCCGCCUUCAGUAUGGACGAAAUCACUUGGCCUCCCUGAUCCCAGAGAGCUCGGUGGUCUGGACAUACGAAUCAAGUCUAUAUUUCUCUUGCCGUUCAGCGUCAUGCAUCCCAAGUUUAUGAUCAUUGACCGGAAAACAGCGAUAUUGCCAAGUUGCAAUAUUAGUUGGGAAGAGUGGUUUGAGGGCGCUGUCACUCUGAGCGGACCAGUUGUGGAUCAAUUUAUAAAGUUCUACCAUACUUUCUGGGAACAGCGGGACGCGCCUGUGCUCCAGAGUGCGAGCAGCGAUCAGAAUGCGAGAGGCCACUCAAGUCACGAAGAUGGCAUCGAUAUCGACAGCAGUCAGAAGAGCUUGCUCAAAUCAUCGGUCCAGCUAUCAGCUUCCGGUAUCCGUACAGUCUUUCUACCGAGCCCGCACCGCAGGAAUCCACGCCUCCGCCCUUUCGCUUCUCCGGAUGCCGUCCUUGCCCCUCCGACACCGCUGAAUACGUUCCUGCUGACUCUGUUCGCAAAAGCAGAGAGGAGUAUACGUAUCCAGACACCAAACAUCACCGCGCCGCCCAUCCUGUCGGCACUCUUCAAAGCACUCGGCCGCGGCAUCGAUGUGCAGAUUCUGACUUCUGAACGACUAAUGGUUCUCGAACAACUCGUCACAGCUGGGACCACAACGUCACGCUGCAUCAAGAAACUGAUUAGGCGUUACCAGUUAUUGUCCUCAAGUUCACGCCGACCAUUGAGCGACGAAGAAGCAGCUAUCUCGCCACCAAGACCUGGUCGACUACGCGUGUCCUACUUUGAACCUCUCAACGGACCGAAGAAGAGAGGCCAAGAGGGUGGCGAACCGCAGCAAUCGCAUCUGAAGAUGACAAUCGUGGAUGACGAAGUGCUUGUCCUAGGGUCCGGGAACUUGGAUCGAGCGAGCUGGUUCACGAGUCAGGAGCUGGGAGUUGCGUUCUUUGAUAAGGACUUGGUGAAUUUGGUAGGAAGCGCAGUGAAUGAGGGUAUGCAGGGGAGGAGUAAGACUGUCUUUGAUAGUCACGAAUAA
Cucurbitaria berberidis CBS 394.84 is the source of this 1452-nucleotide messenger RNA. RefSeq names its product phospholipase D/nuclease. The transcript has a single exon. The record is from RefSeq and is a predicted model, not a curated record. Lineage: Eukaryota; Fungi; Ascomycota; Dothideomycetes; Pleosporales; Cucurbitariaceae. Gene Ontology annotation, molecular function: catalytic activity. The coding region runs from base 1 to 1452 and encodes 483 amino acids.